Messenger RNA from Talpa occidentalis (Iberian mole), 2012 nucleotides. RefSeq names its product RAD51 paralog C (gene RAD51C). Bases 42 to 1154 code for a protein of 370 amino acids. The transcript is spliced from 10 exons. Lineage: Eukaryota; Metazoa; Chordata; Mammalia; Eulipotyphla; Talpidae. Gene Ontology annotation, molecular function: ATP-dependent DNA damage sensor activity; four-way junction DNA binding; crossover junction DNA endonuclease activity. Gene Ontology annotation, cellular component: Rad51C-XRCC3 complex; replication fork; Rad51B-Rad51C-Rad51D-XRCC2 complex. Gene Ontology annotation, biological process: meiotic DNA recombinase assembly; reciprocal meiotic recombination; DNA repair. The record is from RefSeq and is a predicted model, not a curated record.
CCGGCUCCGCUCGAUUGCGCGCCUAAGCGGCAGGCGCGGAAAUGCAGCGGGACUUAGUGAGUUUCCCUCUGUCCCCAGCGGUGCGGGUGAAGCUGGUUUCUGCGGGUUUCCAGACUGCUGAGGAGCUCCUCGAGGUGAAACCCUCCGAGCUCAGCAAAGAAGUUGGGAUAUCUAAAGAGGAAGCUUUAGAAACUCUGCAAAUUAUAAGAAGAGAAUGUCUCACAAAUAAAACAAGCUAUGUUGGUACAGCUGAGUCAGGCAAGAAGUGUACAGCACUGGAACUUCUUGAGCAGGAGCAUACCCAGAACUUCAUAAUUACCUUCUGUUCAGCUCUAGAUAAUAUUCUUGGGGGUGGAAUACCCUUAACCAAAACAACAGAAAUUUGUGGUGCACCAGGUGUUGGAAAAACACAAUUAUGUAUGCAGUUGGCAGUAGAUGUACAGAUACCAGAAUGUUUUGGAGGAGUGGAAGGUGAAGCGGUUUUUAUUGAUACAGAGGGAAGUUUUAUGGUUGAGAGAGUGGUAGACCUUGCUACUGCCUGCAUUCAGCACCUUCAUCUUAUAGCAGGAACUCAUAAUGGAGAGGAGUACUCAAAAGCUUUGGAGGAUUUCACUCUUGAAAAUAUUCUUUCCCACAUUUAUUGUUUUCGUUGUCGUGACUACACAGAGCUACUGGCACAAGUUUACCUCCUUCCAGACUUCCUUUCAGAACAUUCAAAGGUUCGAUUAGUGAUAGUGGAUGGCAUUGCUUUUCCUUUUCGUCAUGACCUAGAUGACCUAUCCCUUCGUACUCGAUUACUAAAUGGCUUAGCCCAGCAAAUGAUCAGCCUUGCAAAUAAUCACAGAUUAGCUGUAAUUUUAACCAAUCAGAUGACAACAAAGAUUGAUAGAAAUCAGGCCUUGCUGGUUCCUGCAUUGGGGGAAAGUUGGGGACAUGCUGCUACAAUACGGUUAAUCUUUCAUUGGGACCAAAAACAAAGAUUGGCGACAUUGUACAAAUCACCAAGUCAGAAGGAAUCUACAAUACUGUUUCAAAUCACACCUCAGGGAUUUAGAGAUGCUGCUGUUGCUACUACAUGUUCAUUGAAAACACAAGGUUCGUUGACUUCCCGGAAGCGGUCACGAGACUCAGAAGAACAAGAACCCAAAGACUAGUGUCAAAGUACACAUAUAUGAUGAGACUGUGGAAAUCAGUAGUUGAAGGAACCUGGUGAAUACAGCCUAAAAGAGUCAACCACUCUGCAACAUAGAGCAGAGAAAAUAAGAAGAAAUGGACACCACAGCAAACAGGACGAGGACUGACAUAGUGAUCAAUUCUUUUUGACUUUUAAAAUCAACUUUAUUGAGGUAUAAUUUACAUACUUAUUUAAAGUAUACACAGAUAAUUUUUGACAAAUGAAUGCACCUCUAUAACCAGUCAAGCUAUAGAACAUUUUAAUCACUCCACAUAAUUCUCUCUUGCUCCUUUGCCAUGAACCUCCACCCUACCUCAGUCCUUAGUAACAACUAAUCUCUUUUUGUAGCAGUCUUGCCUGUAGUAGAAUUUUAUAGAAAUAGAAUUAUAUAGGAUGUCUGUUUUGUGCCUAAUUUUUUUCCUUCUAAGCAUGUUUUUGAGAUUCAUCCAUAUUAUUUUAUCAGUAGUACAUUUCUUCUUUUUGCUGAGAAGUAUUCCAUUGUAUGAAUACACCACAAUUUGUUCAUGCAUUCACUUAUUGAUGGACAUCUGGGUUAUUUUCAAGUUUGAGCUAUUAUGAAUAAAACUACUACAAACAUUUAUAUACACAGUUUUUUGUGGUGUGUGUGUGUGUGUUUAAUAGACAUGUUUUCAUUUCUCCUGGAUAAAUACCUGUGAGAGGAAUUGCUGGAUCAUAUGACAAGAAACUUCUUAGCCUUUUGAAUAAUGUCAUUGCAAUCAUUGUCCAUGAAAGGACAUUGUGCGUUUCUUCCAAAGAGUUAAGGACUAGACGGAGAACAGUUCUUACAAGAAAAAAAAAAUCUCAAAAAUUUUCUAAG